This is a messenger RNA of Peromyscus californicus insignis, 2539 nucleotides long. Its product is annotated as disks large homolog 5-like. The record is from RefSeq and is a predicted model, not a curated record. The transcript is spliced from 11 exons. Lineage: Eukaryota; Metazoa; Chordata; Mammalia; Rodentia; Cricetidae. The coding region runs from base 848 to 1705 and encodes 285 amino acids.
UAACCACCUUUUAAAAUAAGAAACACAGAGUGGAUUCAGACAUGAAAGCCAAGAGGUCAGAGCAAUAGGUAAGAGCUGAGAUUAAAAACCUUACCCUUCACUGCCGCUGCUGUCCUACCUCUCCACAAGAGAGCUACUUCCUGUGUGUUUGUGCUUUUUAUUGACUUUCUAUUCUGCCUUUUCAUUGGUUGUAAAUCCAACCACAUGACCUCCUCAUCACUGCCCAUCUGUACAGACCUCCAGGUCUUCUAUGGUUGGUAUUGAGAUUAAAGGCAUGUGUCUCCAUACUGGCUGUAUCCUUGAACACACAGACAUUGGCCUAGCUCUGCCUCCCAAGAGCUAGGAUUAAAGGCAUGCAGCACCACCGCCCAGCUUCUGUGAUGGCUUGCUAUUAGCUCUGACCCCCAGGCAACUUUAUUUAUUAACAUGCAAAUAAAAUCACAUUUCAGUACAAUUAAAAUAUCACCAUAUUUCCCCUUUUCUAUUUUAAUAGUGCUGUGGGAUGUUCUGUAUGGCAAAUAUGUUAAUAAAUAAAACACUGAUUGGCCAGUGGCCAGACAGGAAGUAUAGGCGACACUAACAGAAAAGAGAAUUAAGGGAACAGGAAAGGAAGGAGGACACUGCCAGCUGCCGCCAGCACAAGCAGCAUGUGAAGAUGCUGGAAGAAUUUCAUAAUGCCUGUGAUUAUUAUUGAGCAUUUCCACAAAUGUUUACAUCAUAUUCAGGAAAAGAACCAUAAAAACCCCUCUAAGACAAAUCCUUAAGUUGAUCAUGAAAAGUACCAGGGAAGGGACACUGAGAUGACAAUGUCUAAAUUUGAAGUUUCCUAUCUGGGAUCAUCCACGUGAUGAGUACUGCAAUGCUGAGUCUCUUUAUUGGAAGCACAUCAUUGCACUGCCCAAAGAGGUUGGAAGAGGGCAAAAUGUCUUCUGGAACUGGAGUUAGAGAGGGCUGUGAACUACCUUUUGGGACUACUGGAAAGGCAUCAACUCCAACCUCCCUCACUGAGCAAGAACAGCAGAUGAACAAGGUGGAUAAACUGACCCUUCAGCUACAGAUGAUGACCAAUGAAAGGAAUGAACUCUCUAUAAUCCUGGCCAAUUUCACCAACAAUGAUUUGAACAACAGGCUGAAUUUUGAGCUGGAGAUGUUGAAUAUGGAGCAUAAAAAAGUGAUGGUGGACCUGGAGAAAUUCCCUAAUGAGAUUAGUGAGGCCUUGAACAAGUGCAAGGAGUUGACCGAGGAAACGGUCUCCUACAGCAUCCUUCACAGCCAGCUCCUGAGUGAGUGGACUCAUCUGAAGGAAAAAGUGAGCAUCUUGAGAGAGGAGAACCGAAAGCUGAGGGGGGAGCAGAUUUCACUACAAGAGUCCUGUGAGGAGCUGAGGAGGCUCUGUGGGGAGGCCCAUGAGAAGAUCUAUGACCUCUGGGCCAAGGAAAAGCAGAAACAGGAAAGAUUGGAGGAGAGACUGCAAUACCUGCUGAAGCAGAGAGAUCUGGUCACCAAGCACAAGGUCUUGGCAGAAAAGCUGCAGCAUUACUUCACUGUCUCCCAGAUGAGCCCCAAACCUAACAGGGAGAGUGUUAGAUGGAAGACAGUGUGCCCUCCUGCCUCUUCAUUUUCCUUCAGGAUGGCACCUUUAGAGCACCACUUAAGAAAACUCCACUCUAGCAUCAACACCUCCUCAACAAAAGACAUCUUGUAGCUGUGAACUAACCAGUGAGGAAAAUCCCAACCUACCAGCAACCUACCAAAUAAUGUUGGUGCAUUAUUCCAGGAGAAAAUAAAUCAUCAGAAAGAAGCUUGAGCUACAGAGGACCUGCCAAGACUACUCAGAACCCAGACAUCUAUUAACAAGUGGCCCUCAAACGGGACACAGCAGCAUGGGGAGGGUAUGUUGGUGAACCAGAGUUACUCUGUCGGUUUACUCUCCAUGUCUUUAGUAAGCUGUCUGAGUCCUCCACAUGUGGUGAGAAAUCUGACAAGAAAGCCUGCAUGGCUGUCAUGCUGUUAUCUAUACAUACCACAUGGAGAAGAAUAGGAUUCCCUCCCCAGGGCAAUGCUGAAGCCAACUCCAUGUCACGUGAAAGUGUUGCUGAAGAUGACGCACUGCAGAUACUACAGCACUCCCUCACACCUAUGUUAGUCAGUCAUCGGAUCUUCCAUCAAGAAAAUGACUAGGGAUUCUCCAGUGUCACAGCCUGGACUGGCAUGACUGGUCCUGAGAAAGAACUUAUAGAGGAGGUCUGAGUCAUCUUUGGUGCUUUGGAAAGCCAAAUGUACUCCAUUGAUUCGUUGAGUCUAGAGUAGAAGAACAUUUGUAGCUUAAGUUUUUGGAGGGGUCUUUUCUUUGCUGGGGUUUUGUUUGCUUGGUGUUUUUAGUUUAGUUUAGUUAGAAAUUUUGUUAUUUUUUGUUAAUUCUUUUAUUCUUGUCAGUGUUUUAAUAGUUGGUAAAUAUAUACACUGCAUUUACUGACUGCCUUUUAAAAGUCCCCACUGAAGACUUUUUAUGAAUAAAAAAGCAAUUUCCAACUCUUUA